AGACUCCAAAGUGACGUCUCCGUGAGGCUGGCGGAUGUGGGGAAGGAGGAGGAGCAGGAGGAGGCCCCUCCACCCUGCAGGACCCUCCCACCUCUCUGCUCCAUCCCCAGGAGACUGGUCAUCUCCCCGAGCCUCGGAGGAACACCGGUCACCCCCCGGCUGACUGAGAGCCUGAGGAGGAUUCUGUUUGGUGGAACGUUUCACGUCUUCAACUACGAGUGGAGGAAAUCUUUCUUUCAGUUCAGAGAGCUGAACUCAGAGUUAGCCUACGCUCUGGAGACUGACAGGGGCGGGGCCCGGGCCAUUCAGAUGGUCGUCCAGGCUCGUAUCAUUAAACACCUGCUAUUCAGCCGUAAUAGCAGCUCAGAUGGACACAUGCUGCACAGUCUGACUGAGAUAGGACCAAGGGAUCAGGAGAGGGCGUUGGCAGCAGCAUUGUCCGACAGCCUCUGGUUGGCCGGCCAGGAGGUCAGUGCCACAGUUACCUUGGUAACCGAAGACUACUGCAUCACUCCUCACCUGGACUACAAACUGGACAACUUCACAGAGAGGUUGCAGCUGUUCACAUUUAACGGGAAAGACGACGUCAGGAAGUUCAUCCUGGAGCACAUACAAUGUUUUAAGGAGGAGGGGAGUCACGGAGUCAUCCUGUUCCUGUACAGCCUCAUCUGCUCCCGCACAGUCGACAGGGUGAAGGAGGAUCUGGACUCUACCACCUCCCACCUGCUUUACCUCAGUCUGGGCAACUUCGUCUGUCGUCAGGCUUUGCUGAACCUGCUACUGACUGGCAGGGCUAGUCCUCAUGUCUUCAAUGGGAUGCUGUACUUUGGGGAGGACGGUCUGCCUCUGGAGCCCCCCUUGCAGGGCAUCCUGAGCCGCAGUGAUGUGGGAUAUCUGCACUGGAGCCGAGAGCAGGUGGAGAGAGACAGACUGCCUCAGGUGGGCAGCAUGCUGAAGACGCCCCGGUUUCCAGUCUGGGUCUGCUGCAUAAACAGCAGCUACUCGGUUCUGUUCAGUCUGAACCGCUCGCUGCUGUCCGACUGGAAGACGGAGCAUCUGUUCCACCUGUACUACUACAACGGCCAGAACUCACAGAAAACCGCAGCCAGGCUCACCGUCGGUGAGGACCACAGUCAUACUGGGUCAGAUACCCACUCCCACCACUGGGAGGCGUCAUCCAGAGACUCAGACGGAGAUCCAGAGAAAAGGUUUCCUUCACUGGAAAUGACCAUCAGGACCAAGUGGGACGGAGCGGUUAUCGACUGGGACCAAACUUUACCUUUCUACUGAACAUCUGAGAGAAAGGUUUCACCAGCCGAUGGUCGAAGGGUGGAUCCAGACCUGAUCUGCGUUAAGACGCCCCUCUCUGUUUUUAUGAUCGAUAAUCAAUGAGUAGAAAAGCUGUACAGCCUUCUGUGAGCAGCAUCACAGCUUCAACCACUCAGCGUUGGUGGGUGGUCACCAGACCCCCAAUGGGUCCAAGACUUUAACCUGAUCCAAAACGGAUCUGUGGAAAAUAUACCAGGACCUACUCUGCAUAAACUGAGUGGACCACAGAGACCUUUACUUUCAAUGCCGGUUCCGGUCCACGACAGUGUUUUAGGCUGUUUUAAGUUUUCCACGAGUUAAAGAGCUGUGAUGACUAGAACUAUAAAGAGUCUGGUCUAGACCUGCUCUACAUGAAAA
Molecule: messenger RNA, 1686 nt
Organism: Xiphias gladius (swordfish)
Lineage: Eukaryota; Metazoa; Chordata; Actinopteri; Istiophoriformes; Xiphiidae
Gene: mindy4b
Product: MINDY family member 4B
Exons: 11
Biological process (GO): protein K48-linked deubiquitination
Molecular function (GO): cysteine-type deubiquitinase activity; K48-linked deubiquitinase activity
Source: RefSeq, a predicted model, not a curated record